AUGGUCGACAUAACCGCGCCCCUCCGCCCCUCGCGGAAAAAGUACGCCAUAGUAGGCACCGGCGGCCGCGCGAUAUUCUUCUACACGGCCAUCGCACAAGACUACGCCAAAACAUCCUGCAUCGUCGGGAUAUGCGACACGAACCAGACACGCAUGAACUACGCCAACACGAAGCUCGAAAGCUUCGGCCACGGCGCGGUUCCCACGUUCCCCGCCGCCGACUUCGAGCGCAUGAUCCGCGAGACGCAGCCGGACGAAGUCAUCGUCACGACCAUCGACCGCACGCACAACAUAUACAUCGCCAAAGCGCUCGACCUCGGCUGCAACGUGGUCACCGAGAAGCCCAUGACGAUCGACGCCCCGCGCUGCCGCGCCAUCAUCGACGCCGUGGAGCGGAACCCGGGCCGUCGCGUGCGCGUCACCUUCAACUACCGGUACGCGCCGCACAACACCAAAGUCUACGAGCUGCUGCGCUCCGGCGCCAUCGGCACCGUCACCAGCGUGCACUUCGAGUGGAUGCUGAACACGUCGCACGGCGCGGAUUACUUCCGCCGAUGGCACCGGGACAAGCGCAACAGCGGCGGGCUGCUCGUGCAUAAGAGCACGCACCACUUCGACCUGGUAAACUUCUGGCUGCGCACGCGGCCCCAGACCGUCUACGCGCAAGGCGAUCUGAAGUUCUACGGGCGCGAGAACGCUGAGCUCCGGGGCGUCGCGCCAUCAGCGUUUUACACGCGCGCGCACGGGAACGGAAACUCUAGAGAGGAUCCGUUUGCUUUGCAUAUGGAGGAUCACCCGCAGCUCAAAGCUAUGUAUCUCGACGCGGAGCACGAGGACGCGUAUUACCGGGACCAGAGCGUGUUCGGAGACGGGAUUAGUAUCGAGGACACAAUGAACUUGCUCGUUCGGUACCGCAAUGGCGCUGUGAUGACGUAUUCGCUAACGGCGUAUGCCCCGUGGGAGGGGUUCCGGGUGAGUUUUAAUGGGACCGGGGGACGUCUAGAGAUGGAGGUUGUGGAGAAUAGUUAUGUGAACUCGGGAGGCGAUCAAGCGGCCGAAGGGUCAUUGGAAAAGCGGACGAUUACGCUGCGCAAGUUAUUUGAGAAACCGCAGGAGAUCGAGAUUUCAGAUGGUGUUGGCGCUCAUGGUGGUGGUGAUACUGUACUUCUUAAUGACCUCUUCGGCGAGCCCACGACCGACGAGUAUAUGCGAGCGGCGAGCCAUGUCGAUGGCGCAUUAUCCAUUCUAACCGGUAUCGCCGCGAAUCGCUCCAUUGCUACGGGGCAGGUAGUCAACGUCGACGACGUACUGAACAUACCAUGA
Molecule: messenger RNA, 1323 nt
Organism: Daldinia childiae
Lineage: Eukaryota; Fungi; Ascomycota; Sordariomycetes; Xylariales; Hypoxylaceae
Product: putative oxidoreductase YteT
Exons: 1
Coding region: 1-1323 (440 amino acids)
Molecular function (GO): nucleotide binding
Source: RefSeq, a predicted model, not a curated record